AUGUACUUUGAAGUCUCUGCGUUGCAGGUGUGCGAUGACCACCGGAUCAGUGGUGUAGCCGUCUGGUUGACUCCUGGCCUGCCGCAGUGUCUUUUCACCUUGGUCAUAUGGUUCUGGUAUAUCUGGAUCUACUCCUCAGUGGUUGUAAUGAGAAGAGAUCCCGGACGAGCCCCCACAGACUCCAAGAUGGGUUUUGGCAUUGCUGUGUCAGGUGGGCGUGACAACCCAAACGUGGACAACGGUGAGACAUCAAUCAUUGUGUCAGACGUGCUGCAGGGAGGACCAGCAGAUGGAUUACUCUUUGAGAAUGACCGUGUUAUUCAGGUCAACUCCACCCCCAUGGACAAUGUGCCUCAUUCCUUUGCUGUGCAGUCUCUCCGUAAAUGUGGAAAAGUGGCCAAAAUAACGGUGAAGAGACCUCGUAAGGUGGCAGUCCACUCACUUAAGCCCCCCUCCCCCGGGGGAGACAGUCGGGAUUACGCCCCUUCCACCCAGUAUUAUGAUACUGAUAAUGACAAUGGCUGGUACCGAAAUGAAGGCCGGGACCACACCUCUGAAAGCAAAGGAUACCCGGACCCUGAGUACAGGGGAGGACGGGACUACAACCUGAGAGGAAGGAGCCGUGGAAGGAGUCAGGAGAGAAACUCGCCUAGCCCAGACAGAUCCAGGAGGGAUGGUAGCCGAGGCCGAGCCCUGGACACCAGUGCUGACCAUCAAAGGUACCACAGCCGAGGACGCAGCCCCGGGGACAGCUACCGCAUGGAGGUCAAGUAUGAGCGAGGAGAAGGAGGAGGAGGAAGAGGAGGGAGACAUAGGAGCAGGGACCAGCUUAAUGACCCUCCAUCCCCAGAACCUUCUAGGGAGCUGGAGCCACUAGAGAAACCUGUCAACGUCCUGCUAGUGAAGAACAGACCGAGUGAAGAGUAUGGUCUGCGUCUGGGGAGUCAGAUCUUCAUCAAACAGAUGACCAGCACAGGCCUGGCUGCCAAAGACGGGAACUUGCAAGAGGGAGACAUCAUUCUCAAGGUGCACACACAUUUCUUCACAGUGCAGUCACACAAUCACAUCGAUCACAGUCCUCCAGCUCUGUGGACGGUGAAGAGACCUCGUAAGGUGGCAGUCCACUCACUUAAGCCCCCCUCCCCCGGGGGAGACAGUCGGGAUUACGCCCCUUCCACCCAGUAUUAUGAUACUGAUAAUGACAAUGGCUGGUACCGAAAUGAAGGCCGGGACCACACCUCUGAAAGCAAAGGAUACCCGGACCCUGAGUACAGGGGAGGACGGGACUACAACCUGAGAGGAAGGAGCCGUGGAAGGAGUCAGGAGAGAAACUCGCCUAGCCCAGACAGAUCCAGGAGGGAUGGUAGCCGAGGCCGAGCCCUGGACACCAGUGCUGACCAUCAAAGGUACCACAGCCGAGGACGCAGCCCCGGGGACAGCUACCGCAUGGAGGUCAAGUAUGAGCGAGGAGAAGGAGGAGGAGGAAGAGGAGGGAGACAUAGGAGCAGGGACCAGCUUAAUGACCCUCCAUCCCCAGAACCUUCUAGGGAGCUGGAGCCACUAGAGAAACCUGUCAACGUCCUGCUAGUGAAGAACAGACCGAGUGAAGAGUAUGGUCUGCGUCUGGGGAGUCAGAUCUUCAUCAAACAGAUGACCAGCACAGGCCUGGCUGCCAAAGACGGGAACUUGCAAGAGGGAGACAUCAUUCUCAAGCAAAUAAUAAUCUCUUUUCUAAGAUAUGCAGAUUUAGAAAAGUCAUUAAAUAAACAAAUCAAAUUCAAUUCAAUUUCAAUUAAUCUCAUUGUUUGUUGUUUUCACUUUCUCUGUCAGACGGUGAAGAGACCUCGUAAGGUGGCAGUCCACUCACUUAAGCCCCCCUCCCCCGGGGGAGACAGUCGGGAUUACGCCCCUUCCACCCAGUAUUAUGAUACUGAUAAUGACAAUGGCUGGUACCGAAAUGAAGGCCGGGACCACACCUCUGAAAGCAAAGGAUACCCGGACCCUGAGUACAGGGGAGGACGGGACUACAACCUGAGAGGAAGGAGCCGUGGAAGGAGUCAGGAGAGAAACUCGCCUAGCCCAGACAGAUCCAGGAGGGAUGGUAGCCGAGGCCGAGCCCUGGACACCAGUGCUGACCAUCAAAGGUACCACAGCCGAGGACGCAGCCCCGGGGACAGCUACCGCAUGGAGGUCAAGUAUGAGCGAGGAGAAGGAGGAGGAGGAAGAGGAGGGAGACAUAGGAGCAGGGACCAGCUUAAUGACCCUCCAUCCCCAGAACCUUCUAGGGAGCUGGAGCCACUAGAGAAACCUGUCAACGUCCUGCUAGUGAAGAACAGACCGAGUGAAGAGUAUGGUCUGCGUCUGGGGAGUCAGAUCUUCAUCAAACAGAUGACCAGCACAGGCCUGGCUGCCAAAGACGGGAACUUGCAAGAGGGAGACAUCAUUCUCAAGAUCAAUGGGACAGUGACAGAGAACCUCUCGCUGCAUGAUGCUGGGAAGCUGAUAGAGAAGUCAAGAGGGAAGCUGCAACUGGUGGUCCAGAGAGACCACCGCCAGAUCCUUGUCCGUAUCCCCCCCCUCGCAGACUCUGACUCUGAUAAUGACGACAUAUCAGAGAUGGAGUCAUACCAUUCCUAUUCUCCCCCAGAGGAGAGGAGGUCUCGCCAGUCUGACCUGUCCUCCCACUCUUCUAAUGAAAGAGACAGCCACAGGUGUGUGUGUAUGCUUAACAGAGAAGACCUAAUGAGGUCUGCCAUGAUGUCAGCCAUGGCCUCUCCGUUCAGAGUACCUGAAGAUCCUCAGGCCUCAGCUCAGCUGCACAAAGAUACAGUGCACAUUGAGGAGCCCCCAGUCGCUGUAACGACAACGCCCAAGAUUCUCCUCCGACCAAGUGCAGAAGAUGAAAAAAUAUACGGGCAAAACACAGUGAUGGUGAACUUCCAGAAGGGAGACAGUGUUGGGCUGAGGCUGGCAGGAGGAAAUGAUGUUGGCAUCUUCAUUGCUAGUGUUCAAGAGGGCAGUCCUGCUGAGGAGGAGGGUCUGCGCAUCGGAGACCAAAUCCUAAAGGUGAACAAUGUUGAUUUUCAAGGUGUAGUAAGAGAGGAAGCAGUGCUCUUCUUGUUGGAGAUUCCUAAAGGUGAAGUGGUCACCAUCCUGGCCCAGAGCAGACCUGAUGUCUAUAAUGAUAUCCUGGUGUCGGGGCGUGGAGACUCCUUCUUUAUCCGGACCCACUUUGAGUAUGAGAAAGAGACUCCUCAGAGCCUGGCCUUCACCCGGGGGGACAUCUUCAAAGUGGUGGACACCCUCUAUGAUGGCAAGCUCGGCAACUGGCUGGCAAUCCGUGUUGGCAAGGACAAUCAACUACUGGAGAAGGGCAUCAUCCCCAACAAGAGCCGAGCGGAGCAGAUGGCCAGUGUCCAGAGCUCCCAUAAACCUGUUCCAGGUGAUCGAGCUGACUUCUGGCGGUUGCGAGCCCAACGUUCUUUGAAGAGGAAGGACCUGAGGAAGAGCAGAGAAAACCUGAGCAGUCAGACUCUGGCCACCCACUUUCCAGCAUAUGAACGAGUGGUGCUCCGAGAAGCUGGUUUCCGGCGUCCUGUGGUACUGUUCGGCUCCAUCGCUGAUGCUGCUAAUGAGAAACUGGCCUCUGAGAUACCCGACCUGUUUGUUAUUGCCAAAACCGAGCCGAAAGACGCUGGUUCUGAGAAGUCCUCAGGAGUGGUCCGAUUGAACACCAUCCGACAAAUCAUUGAGCAGGACAAACACGCCCUGCUGGAUGUGACACCCAAAGCAGUGGACACCCUGAACUACACCCAGUGGUACCCAAUUGUCAUCUUCUUCAACCCAGACAGCAAGCACGGCAUCAAGGCCAUGAGACAGAGGAUUGUCCCCAACUCCAACCGUAGCGCCCGCAAACUCUACGAACAGGCCGUCAAAUUGAGGAAGACCUGGUCUCACUUAUUCACUGCCACCAUUGAUCUGAACUCAGCCAACGAUGCCUGGUAUGGCAGCGUCAAAGACUCCAUCAGAGAGCAGCAGAUGCAGGCUGUCUGGGUUUCUGAUGGCAAGCUGGAGGGAGUAGAGAGUGAUCUGGACUGCCAGGAUGUGGAGCGUUUGUCCUUCCUGUCCGCUGACUACCUCAGUAUGGACAGCCGGCUGACCUCAGACCUGGAUGACACAGCAGAUGAGGCUGGGACCUACACCGACAAUGAGCCAGAUGUGGAGAUGAUGCACAUCUCUGCCAUCAGCCGCUCAUCUGAACCCGUCACAGCUGAGGAGAUCUUGCGCAGGUACAGUCCAGACAUCAGGAGUCGCAUGAGGAAAAUCAGCAGCCGGGAAGUCCUGAACAGGUGCAGCCCUCCACCCGUCUUCUUACCAGAAAACAAGGUGAAACUAUCUCUGAGGGAUGACCCGGUCCUCAUGUCAGGCUCCACCAGUCCACACCAUCACCACAGUCAACACCACCCUCCACCUCCCAGCUCCAGCCGAAGUUAUGAUUCUCCCUCUAGCAGCAGCCCCGCCAGUAGCAACAAUGAUCCUCCACCACCCAUCUCUCGUUCAGCUGUGUCCUCCAGCCCGCUGCCCCCACCUCCGGCUCACCAACUCAACUACUGCGGCAAACUGUGGCCCCUUGGAGCGCCCCAACCCCCCCCUGUGGCCAAGGCCAGCAACUUCAGGAGCACAGCUGAGGCCACAGUUCAUUCACCUGUGGCUCUGCCAAGUGUGACCAUGGCGGAAUGUAGGCAGCAGAAGGAGACGGCAGAGGACAGCCCUGUGGAUGAUCCAUCCAUGAAGUCCUUCUUGGGGAAGAUCAAGGCCUUUGAGAAAAUGGAUCACUUCGCCCGAGCGCAAAGGAUGCUGGACGUGCAGGAGGCACAGAAUGCCAGGCGUCAAAUCAGAACAGAAGUCAGACCCAACAAUUGCAGUGAAACGUAUUUCUGUGAGCUCUUACUAUACAUUCUUAAUUGAACUAAAUAAUAAUAC
Larimichthys crocea (large yellow croaker) is the source of this 4983-nucleotide messenger RNA. RefSeq names its product tight junction protein ZO-2. Gene Ontology annotation, biological process: protein localization to cell-cell junction; positive regulation of blood-brain barrier permeability; establishment of endothelial intestinal barrier. The record is from RefSeq and is a predicted model, not a curated record. Gene Ontology annotation, molecular function: cell adhesion molecule binding. NCBI's taxonomy places the organism in Eukaryota, Metazoa, Chordata, Actinopteri, Sciaenidae. Gene Ontology annotation, cellular component: bicellular tight junction; plasma membrane. The transcript is spliced from 27 exons. The coding region runs from base 1 to 4968 and encodes 1655 amino acids.